AUGGUCAUCAAUGUGAUGUCCUCUGUCCCAUGCUACAAAGGAGUGGAAGAGGAAAGGCUGGGACAGAAUGGCAAAAAUAUCAACACCUUUGAGAACAGAAUGUUAAUGCUUGAUGGGAUGCCGUCAGUCAGAGUCAAAACAGAGCUUUUGGAAUCUGAACAAGGGUCUCCAAACGUCCACAACUACCCCGAUAUGGAAGCUGUUCCCCUGUUGCUAAAUAAUGUGAAAGGGGAGCCGCCGGAGGACUCGUUAUCUGUAGAUCACUUCCAAACACAAACUGAGCCAGUGGACUUGUCGAUCAACAAAGCCAGGACAUCCCCCACAGCCGUUUCAUCCUCCCCAGUUUCCAUGACAGCAUCUGCCUCCUCGCCUUCUUCAACUUCAACCUCUUCAUCGUCUUCUAGUCGUCCAGCCUCAUCCCCAACUGUUAUAACAUCCGUAUCUUCAGCAUCAUCUUCGUCAACAGUAUUAACUCCAGGGCCCCUUGUCGCCUCCGCGUCUGGUGUGGGAGGCCAGCAGUUUUUGCACAUUAUCCAUCCUGUACCGCCUUCGAGUCCCAUGAAUUUACAGUCUAACAAACUGAGUCACGUUCACCGCAUCCCUGUGGUGGUACAGUCGGUGCCUGUUGUCUACACAGCUGUGCGGUCACCUGGAAAUGUGAACAACACUAUUGUAGUGCCGCUUUUGGAAGAUGGGAGAAGCCAUGGCAAAGCACAAAUGGACCCCCGAGGCCUAUCUCCCAGACAAAGUAAAAGUGACAGUGACGAUGAUGACCUGCCAAAUGUGACCUUAGAUAGCGUUAAUGAGACUGGAUCUACGGCCCUUUCCAUAGCCAGAGCAGUACAAGAAGUACAUCCGUCCCCAGUAUCAAGGGUCCGGGGAAAUCGAAUGAAUAAUCAGAAGUUUGCUUGUUCAAUUUCACCAUUUAGUAUUGAGAGCACAAGACGCCAGAGACGGUCUGAAUCCCCAGACUCCAGAAAACGGCGUAUCCACAGAUGUGACUUUGAAGGAUGCAACAAAGUAUACACAAAAAGUUCUCACCUGAAGGCUCACCGAAGGACACAUACAGGAGAGAAACCCUACAAGUGCACCUGGGAAGGCUGCACCUGGAAGUUCGCGCGCUCGGACGAACUGACAAGGCAUUACCGCAAACACACGGGAGUGAAGCCAUUCAAGUGCGCGGACUGUGAUCGCAGCUUUUCCCGGUCAGAUCAUUUGGCACUGCACCGCCGGAGGCACAUGCUGGUGUGA
Puma concolor (puma) is the source of this 1251-nucleotide messenger RNA. NCBI's taxonomy places the organism in Eukaryota, Metazoa, Chordata, Mammalia, Carnivora, Felidae. The record is from RefSeq and is a predicted model, not a curated record.